CAAUUUUAAUUUUUAAGGAAUUAUUUUCUUUAGUGAGACUUUGUAUCUUCUUUUAAUUUGGUCAAUUCUAAUUUUUUAAGGAGUUCUUUUCUUCAGUGAAGUUUCGUGCCUCUUUUUCCAUUUGGCCAAUUAUGUUUCUUAAAGAGUUAUUCUCUUCAGAAAAUUUUUUGUGCUUCCUUAACCAAGCUAGUGACUCUUUUUUUCGUGAUUUUCUUGAAUCACUUAUUUCUUUUCCCAUUUCUUCCCUCUCUCUUUCUUGAUUUUAAAAAUCUUUUUUUGAGCUCUUCCAUGGCCUGAAACUAAUUCAUAUAUUUUCUUUAAAGCUUUGGAUGUAGGAGUUUUGACUCUGUUUUUUUCAAGUAUGUGUUUUUAUUGUCCUUGUGACCAUAGUAACUUUCUAUAGUCAGAUUUUCUUUUCUAUUUGCUCAAUUUCCCAGACUGGUUUUUGAAUUGUAACUCUUGUUAAAGGCAGUUUCUGCUUUGAGGAUAGAAGGUGCUUUGUAACUUUUUAGUUCUGCCAAGGUGAUAUGAGCUAAAGAGAGUUAUCUGUGUAUCUUGUAUUUGGUCUAUGAGCAAAUACUUUUUCUGUCUUAGAACUGUGAGGAGGAUCCUUGCUUUCUAGUGGCCACAAGCUCUAAUCCUGGGACUGCUAGCUAGAUCCAAGUAUGAGCAAAGUAGCAGAAAUUUGCUCCCGAUGUCAGCAUAGGGACCCUUGUAAUCUCCUCACCAGUUGUCUGAUCACUUCACUCUGUGGGCUGAGAACUGAAGAAACUUCCAGAGCCAUACCCGAUUUUUUUUUUUUUAAACUGGGGCUCAGUGUGCACUAGGGGCAUCCUGCAAUGGACAAAGCAAUGCCUCCUUUCUUUCUCCACCUUCACCACUUCUUCUGUCUCCUGUAUGCAUUGCUGUUUUUGAGACCAUAGAGGUCACCUUCUCCAUCUUCAUUUUCCUUGACUUCUCUUCAGGCUUUGAUAUUCUUUUUUUCCAUAAUGCUCUCUGCUCUCUAGGGUUUUAGGAUACCACUCUCCUGAUUUCCCUCCUUCUUAUUCUUUGACCACUUCUUUUCUAUCUUUUUUGGAUAUUCCUGAGAUCAAAAUUUCCAACCAUAUGGGUCCCUUGGAAUUCUAUUCUUGAUCCUCUUCUCUUUUCCCUCUAUAUUACUUUUCUUGUUGAUUUCAUCAGCUACUACAAAUUUAAUUGCUAUCUAUAUUUUGAUGAUUUUCAAAUAUCCCUUUUGUGCCCCAAGCCAUGAGUUGAGAGCAAAAGCUUCUUUAACUGAGGGUGAUAAGUAGCAAAUCUACCAACCCUAAGGGAUGUCCACUGUAUUUCCAAUUACAAAAGGGCCCAUGGGUAGAGUUUUUUAUACUUUUUGGAGGCCAGAGGAAGAAGGCAGUAUGAAAUAGGAAGGCUUGGUCAUGAGAAUCCAACGACUAAAUAGUCAAGAUAAGGAAGGCCACCUUAUUCUAGCUGCUCUACCCUUCAUGCCAUGCAUGCCAAGGGAAGGGGGUAAAUACACUAGCAGCUGAGAUCUGGCUUGAACUGUCAGUCAUCCUGGCCUCCUCAGUAUUCCUGACUACAUAUACAUGUAUAUCCAAUAUGGUGCAAAUGUCCAUCAGUUUCACCAUUGCAGCAUCUCUAGAAUAUGCUCCAUUCUACCACCAAUAAUGUGCAUGUCUAGAUCACCUCAUGCUUGGGUUAUUAAGAUAGCCUAAUUCCCAAUAAGAUCAGGGGUGAAACAAUGUUGCAUUUUCAUUAGCAUAAUGCAACAUUGUACUAGAAACGUUAGCUUUAGCAAAAAAAAAAAAAGGAAGAAAGAAAGAAAUUGAAGUAAUUAGAAUAAGUAAUGAAGAACCAAAUUUACCAUGCUUUGUAGGUGAUAUGAUGACAGAGAAUCCUAGAGAAUCACCUUUUAAAAAAGCUUCAAGAAACAGUUAACAACUUUAGCAAAAUUGAAAGAUAUAAAUAAAUUGAUAUAAAUCAUCAGCAGAAAGAACUAGAAAGAGAAAUCCCAUUUAAAAUAACUGUAGACAAUAUAAAAUAUCUGGGUGUCUACCUGCCAAGAGAAAUCCAGGAACGAUAUCUACACAAUUACAAAACACUUUUCACGGAAAUAUAGUUGUAUAUAAGAAAUUAGAAGAGUGUCAAGUGCUUAUGAGUAGCCAAGAUAAUAAAAUAAAAAUAACAAUUCUACCAAAAAUCAAUGUACUUAUUCAGUGCCAUACCAAUCAAACUAUAAGAAAUUAUUUCAUAGAGCUGGAAAAAUACUAACAAAAAUUCAUUUGGAAGAACAAAAAGUCAAGAAUUUCAAGGGAAUUAAUGAAAAAAAAAAUGCAAAGGAAGUUCCCUAAACCAAAAAGGGCCUAAACAGAGAAAAAAAAUUACAAAUCAAUCUCCCUGAUGAAUAUAGAUAUAAAAAUUUUAAACAAAAUAUUAGCAAAAAGAUUAUACCAACAUAUGAGCAGAAUAAUACACUAUGACCAAGUGGCAUUUAUAUCAAAAAUGCAGGGCUGGCUUAGUGUCAGAAAAACAUAGUGUAAUUGACAAUUAUGGUAUCAAUAUCAAAACCAAUCAAAAUCAUAUAAUCUCAUUAGAUACAAAAAAAAGCUUUUGACAAAAUACGGCACCCAUUCCUUUAAAAAAACAAAAAACUAGAGAGCAUAAGGAUAAAAGAAACUUUCCUGUGUCCAUUUAGUUUUCUCCGAAGAUCUAUCAUACCUAACUUUUCUAGUAUACUAGUCACCUCUUUAACUUCUUAAUUAUUUUGUGGCUUGAUUUAUCUAGUUCUGAGAGUGCAAGGAGAGAUCUCUCAUUAUUAUAGUUUUGCUGUCUAUUUCUUCUUGCAGCUCUCUUCUUUAAGAAUUUAGAUGUUAUAUUGUAUCUAGGAUAUACUGUAACCUAUUCAACAUGUAAAGGACUGCUUGCCAUCUGGGGGAGGGGGUGGAUGGAGGGAGGGGAAAAAUUGGAACAGAAGUGAGUGCAAGGAAUAAUGCUGUAAAAAAUUACCCUGGCACGGGUAUCUAUCAAUAAAAAGUUAUGGGGAAAAAAAAAUUUAGAUGUUACACCACUUGGUGCUAUUGCUUCGUUAUCUAUGCUACCCUUUAGCAAGAUAUAGUGCCCUUCCUUAUCUCUUUUAAUUAGAUCAAUUUUUGCUUUUGCUUAAUUUGAAAUCAGGAUGGCUAUCCCUGCUUUUUUAGCUUCACUUGAAGCACAGUAGAUUCUGCUCCAUCCUUUUACCUUUACUCUGUAUGUAUUGCCCUACUUCAAGUGUGAUUCCUGUAAACAACACAUUGUAUGAUUCUGACUUAAUCCAGUUUGUUAUCCAUCUCCACUUUAUGGGGGAGUUUACCCCAUUCACAUUUAAGAUUAAAAUUACUAAUUCUGUAUUUCCUGCCAUCUUGUUAACCCCUGAUUAUGCUUUUCUUUUCCCCCUUUUUUCCCCUUCUCCCUUCCCCAUAUUAAACUUGUGAGCACCACUUGUCUCAUGUAGCCCUCCCUCUUUAGAGUCCCUCCCCCCCCUUGAGUCCCUUCCCUUUCUUAAACCUUUCCCUUACAAUUUCUGUAUUCCCUUCUAUUUAGCUUAUUCCUUCCCUUUUCACUUUUCCCCUCCCACUUUUCAAUGAGAUGGGAGAAGUUUCUCUGUAAAUCAAAUAUAUCUAGUAUUUUCUCUCUGAGCCAUUUCUGAUAAGAGUAAGAUUCAUACUAUGUUCAUCCCCCUCCCUUUUUUCCCUCAGAUAUAAAGGGUUUCUUUUCCCUCUUCAUGAGAUGUAGUACCUUCACUUUUCCCUUUUUCUGGUACAAUUUCCUUUCCAUUUCUAGCUUCUUUUUUAUAUUAUAACAGUAAAACCAAAUUUAUACGUGUCUUUGUUAUAUAUACUCAUAACAGAAAUAUAGUUCCCAAGAUUUCUUUUUACCUUUUUAUGCUUCUCUUGAGUCCUAUAUUUGGAGAUCAAACUUUUUGUUUAGUUUGGUUUUUUAAUCAGAAAUACAUGGAAUUCACCUAUUUCACUGAAUGUCCAUCUUCUUCCCUGGAAGAAAAUGCUCAUUUUGGUUGGGUAAAUUAUUCUUGGCUGCAUACCAAGUUCCUUAGCCUUUCAGGAUAUCAGGUUCCAGACCCUUUGAUCCUUUAAUGUGGACACUGCUAGAUUCUGAGUAAUCCUUAUUGUGACUCCUCAGUAUUUGAAUUAUUUUUUUCUAGAUGCUUAUAUUAUUUUUUCCUUGGUCUUAUAGUUCUGGAAUUUAGCCACAAUAUUUCUUGGAGUUUUGAUUUUAGGAUCUCUUUCAGCAGGUGAUCAAAUUCUCUCAUGUCUAUUUUACUUUCUGUUUCUAUAACAUCAGUGCAGUCCUCUUUGAGAAUUCCCUGAAAAAUAGUGUUUAGGCUCUUUUUUUCAUCAUGUUGAGGAAGUCCAAUAAUCCUUAGAUUAUCUCUCGUAGAUCUAUUUUCCAGGUCUAUUGUUUUCCCAAGUAGGUAUUUAACAUUUUUUUUUCUAUUUCUUUUCUUUCUUUUUUCUUUUUUUCUUCUUCUUUUUUUUUUUUGGUUUUGCUUAACUAAUUUCUUGGUGUCUCCUCGAGUCAUUCAUUUCCAUUUGUUCAAUUCUGAUUUUUAAUGAAUUAUUUUCUUCAUUUAUUUUUUUUUAUUUCUUUUUGUAAUUGUCCAAUUGAGUCUUUCAAUGAGCUGUUUUGUUCUAUGAAUUUUUUCUCCAUUUCAACAAGCUUAUUUUUUAGGGAAUUUUCUUUUUUCAAUUCACAAAUUCUGUUUUUCAGGGAGUUGAUUUCUUUAUCCACUCCAUCUUUUAAGGAGUAACAUGACUUAUCCAGAGCUUCUUGCAAAGCUUCCCUUUCCUUUCCCCAUUUUUCUUCUAGCUCUUUUUAAAGAACCUUUUUAAUUUCUUCUAUGAGAACCUUAUGUCAUGGAGACUGAUCAUAUCCACCUUUGCAUUUUCAUCUAGAGACAAAAUGUUUUUAGUCACCUCAGAGUUUGAAAUCUGCUCUCUUUCAGUAUAGAAGUUGUCUAUAGUUAGAGCCUGCUUUGCCUUUUUACUCAUUUUGACAAAACAAAACAAAAAACCCUUCAGUCUGCUUUUGGGGCAGUGUGGUAUUACCAAGUUUCCUCAACAGAAAACAAGAAGUAGCAGUGAAGCAGCUGUCAGCAUUUGCACUGGGAUUAGUGUCUAUGCUGUAGUCAGGGUCUCUACUGGGAUCAGCGGCUGCAUGCCUUCUGAGUCCCUUCCCGUGCUGGGUGGGUGUGGCCAGGUCCUCAGAGACUCUAGCAUUUUGGGAUUGUAGUCUUUAACCCCUGGGUAUAUAGCUUCUCUACUGAUCUACUGUAGGCUUGCUGCCAGAGUAGGGGCAGCUGACACUGUGGUAAAGGUCUCCCUGCAAAUUUUCCACUGAUUUAGACCCCAGCCCUGUCCCUCCAAUCUGUUCAGCAUGAGCUGCCUUCCGUGCUCUCACUGCCAACUUGUCUGAUGCUGUACCUGGCGUUACCUUCCCUGCUUGUGGAAAAAAAAAAAAAAAAAAAAAACAGACCUUUUUUUGUGACGACUGCGCUAGCACCCAGGACACCCCAGAAUCAGCCGGAGUCAGGAUAAGCAAAAGUCCUUAGUCUUUAUUCUUGGUCUUUAGAUGCAGGAUUGAACAAGAUGGAGGCAGAAUCUCGGCAAUCGCCUUCUCCCUCGUCUACCGUCAAAGUGUAACUCUGGCUCGUCUUACUCCAUUCCCUAGUCCCUCCUACAAUCCUCUGUAUACACCAAUAAGCCAGCACAGGAUAGUGGGAAGGACCAUUUUCCAAGCACAUGCCCAUAGAAUAUUGUCCAAUCAGUAAUUAGCCCUAAGUGCGUGAACUGACCUCAGUGCAACGACUCAAGAAUUUCAGCCCUCUACAUUUCUGGUGAAUUUUAAGAUUAUCUUCUGUUAGUAAUGUGUUGUACUCCCAAUAUUUGUGGGUUUUAGCAGUCAAGCACUAAUUAUCAAGGCUAUUUCAUAAAAAAUUCAUCUGAUGGUAAGGGAGGGCUAAGAUAGACGCUUGUGUCCUCUCUGCCAUCUUGGCCCCAUCCUCCAAAAGGAACUUUCCUAAAAAUAACAAACAGUACUUAUCUAAAGCCUACAGCAAGCAUUAUUUAUAAAGGAGAGAAGCUGGAAACAUUCCCAAUAAAACAGGGAUUCCCAUUAUCACCACUAUUAUUCAACAUCAUUCUAGACUUGUUAGCUUCAGCCAUAAGAAAAUAAGAAAGGAAUUAGAAUAGGCAAUGAAGAAAUUAAGCUAUCACUCUUCAUCAAUGAUAUGAUGACAUACUUUGAGAAUUCUAGAAAGUCAUCCAAAAACUUACUGGAAACAAUUCACUGUUUUAGCAAAGUUACAGCAUAUAAAAUAAACCCAAAGAAAUCAGCAUUUUUAUAUAUUACUGACAAAGCCCAUCAGCAAAAGAUAGAGAAAUUCCACUGAAAAUAAUGAGUUAAAAUACUUGGGGAGUCUACUUGCCAAGACAAACCCAAGAACUAUAUGAACACAAUUACAAAACACUUCUCAUACAAAGAAAAUCAGAUCUAAACAAUUAGAAAAAUUUUUAAUUGUUCACGAAGAGGCUUGUUGGAAUCUUUACAAACUGUUAAGUCAUUAGAGUUGAUAGAGACAAUAAUUAUCUAAUUUAGCGUGCUUCAGUAUGAUUGCUCUGAUCUUAUGAGGAGAUAUUAUGGGCCAGAAGAAACAAGGUACUAAGUGAAACUGAGAAACAAUGCUUGUAUUCACACCUUUACUUAUUGGAGUUCAUAUGUUUGGGAGAUUUUAGGGUUUAGUAUGAGAUAUCCGAAUUCACACCUCCUUUAAUGCCUGCCUCCAGAAAGAGGAGUCAACCUUUGGGAGAUCAUAUAUAAAUAGGUUCUUAGCUUCAGGUUAGUUGGAGUUACUUUGGAACAUUACCAGGGGUCGGAGAGGAGCACUCUGGGAGGAAGCCCACAAACCCACUCUCGGAAGUGGAGUCAGAUUCAUUUUAACUUUCACCUUUGUGCUGGCUGGAGGUUGAAGAAAGCAGAGGCAGAAGCAAAGGACAAAGCUGCAAGAGCUCUUAGAACCAAGGAGAGAGAGAGGCUUCUAAGAAAACUAACUGGGCUAUAUUGAAGGACACAAUAAAAGAUUUGAACUUUUAGCACCUGGCUGUUAUUUGGGUAAUUAUUACUUUCAACUGAAACUAAGGCUGCCUCCAGAAAACCUCCCCAAGAAACCUGCUCUAGAGAGAACUAUUAUAUUUUAAAGAACACCACAAAGGCUGAGUUAAUAUAGUAAAAAUCACAAUUCUGCCUAAAUUGGUCUACUUCUUCAGUGCCAAAAAUACAACUUCCAAAACAUUAUUUUAGAGAAGUAGGAAAAAUGACAAAAUUCAUCUGGAAGAAGAAAAGGUCAAGAAUAUCAAGGGAAAUAAUGGGAAAAAAUGCAAAGGACGGUGGCUUAGCAGUACCAAUCCUAAAACUAUGUUGUAAAGCAGCAGUAAUCAAAUCAUUUGGUACUGGCUAAGAAAUAAGAGUAUUGGAUCAGUGGAAUAGAUUAGAUAACACACAAUAAUCAAGGCCUAUAGCAAUGUAGUAUUUGAUAAACCCUCAAACUCCAGGUUCUGGAAAUAAGAACUAUCUGACAGAAAUUGCUGGAAAAAACGGAAAAUAAUAGGUCAGAAAUUCAGCAUUGACUUACAUCUCACACCCUAUACCCAAAUAAGAUAAAAAUGGGUACAUUAUCUGGGCAUAAAGAAUGAUACCAUAAAUAAAUUAGAAUAAGAGACAAUUUAUCUGAUCUUUGGAGAAGGGAGGAAUUUAUGACCAAAGAAGAACUAUAGAACAUUAUCAAGGGCAAAAUGGACACUUUGGUUCCAUUAAAUUAAAAGUUUUUGCACAAACAAAACCAACAGAAACAAGAUUAAAAGGGAAGUAAAAAGCUGGACAAAAAUUUUAAAGCCAGUAUAUCUGAUAAAGAUCUCAUUUCUAAAAUAUAUAAAGAACUGUGUCAAAUAUAUAAGAAUACAAGUCAUUCCCCAAUUGAUACAUGGUCAAAGGAUAUGACUAGACAAGUUUUACAUGAUGAAAUGAAAGCCAUCUAUAGUUAUAUGAAAAAAUGUUCUAAAUCACUAUUGGUAAAAGAAAUUCAAAUUAAAACAAGGCUGAGGUACCACCUCACACCUCUCAGAUUAAUUAAGAUGAUACGAGUACAGUCCUGCACAGGUGACCACCACCCCCACCUCCAAGGCCAGGAAGGAGCAGGCAGCGCCCCAGCAAAGCAGGACUGAGAGCCCAUCCCCCGACAGGCCAGCAGCCAGAUCCAAAACUCCAAGGCAAGAAGCUUGGGAAAAUGUCCCCCUAGCCCAGGAUCACAGCCCAACUUAAUAUGAAUUUUAGGAGUCAGGAAAUAAAAUGGAAAAAUACACACUCCCCUCCAAAAAAAAAAAAGUAUCAUGCCGAGAUUGAAAGAUAAGGUGGGAAAACAGGACGUCAAAGUUAGCUACGUGUAAAACACCCAAAUGUGGAUGAAUCUGUGACCCACGAAGAGCUAUGGAGGGAUCUCCAAGGAGAACUUAAAGAAGUAAACUAGAGAGGGAGAAGAUUAGGAAAGAGGGAUUGGGGGAGGAACAGACAAUUGGCCGGGGGCGGGGCCUGCAGGCUUGGCUCUGCUGGGGAGCCUAGAAGGCUCCAUCCUCCUGCGGGAUGGACCAGGAAGACCCUCCCACAGGGGGUUGGCGGGAAGCCGGAAGUCUUGGAGAUGCGACCUGGCUGCAUGCCCCUGAGGUCGUCCUCCCUUCCAGGCGAUCGCUGAUUACUUUGUCUCGUGGAAGCCAGAACCGUGCUUGCAGCUCCCAGGGAGCCUGGAGCCGGAGGGAAUGGGCCCUGGGAGCCUGGCACCUGCUCAGGACUUGGUGACAUUCAGGGAUGUGUCUGUGGACUUCACCCUGGAGGAGUGGGACCUCUUGGACCCUCCCCAGAAGAAGUUGUACAAGGAAGUCAUGCUGGAGAAUGCCCGGAACCUGCUGUCUCUGGGGCUUCCAGUUUCCAGAGAAGACGUGAUCUCUUAUUUUGAGCAGAGGAAAGUCCCCUGGAUACUGGAGCAAGAAGGCCUGAGGAGCUGCUCUCCAGAAAGUGAGAUCAGACUUGAAAUGAUGGAACAUACUCACAAACAAACACUCAUGAGUCCCUGUGACUUCACUUGGAAAGAAAUCAGUGCUAUACAUGAGAAAAUACACACUGAAGAAAAAUCUUAUGAUUAUAAGCAGUGUGGAAAGACUUUCAGCAAUAAGAGAGCUCUUACUGUGCAUCAGGGAAUCCACACUGGAGAGACACCUUAUGAAUGUAACCAAUGUGGACAGGGCUUUAAAAAAAGGCAAUAUCUAACUCAACAUCAAAGAAUCCACACUGGAGAAAAACCUUAUGAAUGUAAACAGUGUGGAAAGGCUUUUACACACAAAAAUUCUUUCGCUCUACAUCAAAAAAUCCACACUGGACAGAAACCUUAUGAAUGUAACCAGUGUGGAAAGGCUUUUCGCAGCAAGGGACAUCUUAUUGUACAUCAAAGAAUCCACACUGGAGAAAAACCUUAUAUCUGUAACCAAUGUGGAAAGGCUUUUAGACAAAAAUAUUCUCUCACUCUACAUCAGAGAAUCCACUCUGGAGAGAAACCUUAUGAAUGUAAGCAAUGUGGAAAGACUUUUACCACAAUAGGAACUCUUACUCAACAUCAGAGAAUCCACACUGGAGAAAAACCUUAUGAUUGUAAGCAAUGUGGAAAGUGUUUUACAAAAAGGCAAUCUCUUACUGUACAUCAGGGAAUUCAUGCUGGAGAGAAACCGUAUGACUGUAACCAGUGUGGAAAGGCUUUUAAAAAAAGGCAAUCUCUUACUAUACAUCAGAGAAUCCAUACUUAUGAAUGUAACCAGUGUGGAAAGGGUUUUACAAAAAAGGAAUCUCUUACUGUACAUCAGAGAAUCCACACUGGAGAGAAACCUUAUAAAUGUAACCAAUGUGGAAAGGCUUUUACAUACAAACAUUCUCUCACUCUACAUCAGAAAAAACACACUGGAGAGAAACCUUAUGAAUGUAACCAGUGUGGAAAGGCUUUUAUACAAAGGGAAUCUCUUACUGGACAUCAGAGAAUCCACACUGGAGAAAAACCUUAUGAAUGUAAUCAAUGUGGAAAAGCUUUUCCACAGAAACAAUCUCUCACUUUUCAUCAGAGAAUCCACACUGGAGAGAAACCUUAUGAAUGUAACCAAUGUGGAAAGGCUUUUAGAAAAAAGGGACAUCUCACUGUACAUCAGAGAAUCCACACUGGAGAGAAACCUUAUAAAUGUAACCAAUGUGGAAAAGCUUUUGCAGAAAGUGGAGCUCUUACUGUACAUCAGAGAAUGCACACUGGGGAGAAACCUUAUGAAUGUAACCAUUGUGGAAAGACUUUUAGAGAUAAAGCAACUCUUACCAUACAUCAGAGAAUCCACACUGGAGAGAAACCUUAUAAAUGUAACCAGUGUGGAAUGGCUUUUAGAUGUAAGAAAAGUCUUACUGGACAUCAGAGAAGCCACAUUGAAUGAGAAUGUAAUAUAACCAAUGUGGAAAGGAUUUUCCAUAGAAACAAUCUCACUUUACAUUAGAGAAUCUACACUGAAGAGAAACGUUAUGAGUGUAACCAAUGUGCAAAGACUUUAGACAAAAGGCACAUCUUACUGAACAUCAGAGAAUCCACACUGGAGAGAAAUGUUAUGAAUGUCAUUAAUGUGGAAACAAUUUCAUAGAAAAACCUAAUUGGUUCUUGCAAGAUGUGUUAGGAAAUGAAAAGGCAUUAAAAUAAGGAGGAAACUGGAUUUGUUAGAGAUCAAUCAGAGAAUAUGGGGUGUUGUUAAUUCCUUCCAUAAUUAGCCUUUUGUAGCUGUAACCCUUUAGAGGAUGAGAAAGGGAAAAUCAAAGGUGAUUAGUAAUAGGAAAUGCCUUCAGAGGCGUAUUGGAUUCUUUUCCAUCUGAUCACUUUGAAAGGCAGUAUAGUGGGAUGAAAUGAUCACUAGAUUGGGACUCAGAGGUCAAGACUUGAAAUUCUGGGUUCUUGGGAAAGUAAUUUAACUUCACUGGUCUCAGACCAUUUAGAUUAGGUUCAGGAUCUGUUUCAACUCUGAAUGCCUCAAGAAGCCAAAGUGGAGCUUGAAAAUGAACCCUAUUCAUUGCCACUUCUUGCUGGAUCCUCAGCUUCCGAUUAACCAUAAUAACUCAGAGACUUCACUAAACCUUUGGGGUAUGAGUAGCAGUUUGGAGAGGUAGAAAGACGUGAGAAAUUCCAAAUCUACAUCUUGUUGAAGCAGGAAAUUUGUACAUCAUUCUUAUAUAUACGACUUCUGCACAACUAGUGAAAUAGGUUUCUUGCCAUAUUUGUUCAGGCCAAAAAUAUUUUAUUAAGAUGCUUUUAUGAAAGAUUUCAACUUUGUGGUUUCAGCUUUCCUUCUUCAAAUUGGCAGAGAUGACCCCCAAAGCUGUACAUAAUGUUAGGGGCUAUAUAAUUAGAGGCACAAUAAUGCAAUGUGUAUGUAAUUAUGAAUUGGUUCAUCUUUUCUGAAAAGCCAUUUGGUAUUAGAAUUUAUUAAAAGGUUAUCAAAAGCCCAUACUUGGUGACAAAGACUCCAUGGCAAGGCAUCAAAUGUAAGGAAGUAAGGGGAAAAUGGUUCUAGGUACACUAAAAUAGCCAUUGCAGUGUUUUAGGUUUUAUAUUUGGGGAUAGGGGUGGCAGCAAAAAAACAUAUAGAUGCAAAAUAGAAAAUAGGAGCUCUUCUGUUAGAGAAGGUCUUAAGGAAUUUUGGUUCACAAACAAAUUGGAAUAUUGUGCCAUAAGAAACUGGCUAGGAAGAAUUUGGAGAAGCAUGUUGAUAUGUAAAGGAAUGGAGUUUUCCUGAAGUGAACAAAACCAAGAAAAUCUAUAUACUUUAUGACUCCCCCAAAUACUCAGAAAGCCUGGUCAGUAAUCUCUUCAAUUUGAAAUUCCUUCCAGCAGUGUAGAUGCUUGUCUGUCUGUCCAUCCUGUAGGGCUCUUGCCUGUGCCCUGUAUGAAGCCGGCUCAUCUCUUCUACAAUUGUCUCAUGAGAAGUAUAAGUAACAUAAAUUAUCUCAGCAGAGGAAUUUCAGAAAAUGCUUUAUCAGCAAUCCUUUGACUCCAUCGACAAAUGACAGAACCAGGUAUGCUAAGGCCAUGCCAUGGGGCCUACUGACAGUUCCCUGGGGUCUUCUACUACGGGAGCAACAGCUCCCUGUCAGCCACUGCGAAGAGACAGCUGUGGUUUUGGCUGCUUGGUUGGCCAGAUCACUGGGGAGCACGGAUGCUGUUUUCUGCACUGGGCCCUCGACUGUUAACUACUGCCACAGCCCGGGGCAGCCGGAAGUGACCACUAGAGAGAAGCCUGGUCCUGAGAAGAAACCUUGUUCCUUUUCCUAAUUCACUGCCUGGCAUUUGGCUUGUGGGGCCAAAGAGGCAUCAGGGAGUGAUGAAGUUCCUCCCACUUCUGUAGCAGCGGUGAUGUCAUACCCAGCCCCCAAAGCUCCAUCCUCAUUUCUGUCCAAGAUUAAGCAUAACGUUCUUUACAAUGUCUCAUUGAGUCAUUUGCUUCCCCUUGUCCAAUUUUAAUUCUUGAUUUUCUUUUGGAUUAGUUUUUUUGUUUGUUGGUUUGUUUUGUUUGACUAAUUCUACUUUUAAAAGAUUUGUUUUAUUCAAUGGACUUCCCUACCACUAUUUUGCCAAUUCUAUUUUUUAAGCAGUUGUUUCCUCCAAUAUAUUUCUUUUCCUUUUUGCCAAAACUAUUUUUGAAGAUUUUCCUCAAUAUAAUUUUGCCCUUCCUUUUCCAAACUGUUGACUCCACCCCCCCUUAAUUCUUCUGCAUAGUUCCCAUGUCUUUCCUCCAUUUUUCUUCUACUUGAUUUCAAAAAUUCUGUUGGAUGUCUUCCAAGACAACUGUUUGAGCUUGAGUCCAAUUCAUAUUCCCCUUUGAGGAUUUACAUGUGUGUAUUUUGCCACUUCUGUCCUCUUCUGAGUUUGUGAUCUGUUCUUGGACAGUCACUUCAUUUGCGAAUGCCCUAGUCUUGCUCUUUACAUUGCCAGUCCCUCCUAAUUCCCAGGGCUUCAGAGAAUCCUCUGGCCACUGCCUUUUGCAAUGCAUAAACUAACUUUAAACUGG
This is a messenger RNA of Antechinus flavipes (yellow-footed antechinus), 13175 nucleotides long. Its product is annotated as zinc finger protein 260-like. Gene Ontology annotation, biological process: regulation of transcription by RNA polymerase II. The transcript is spliced from 5 exons. The coding region runs from base 8859 to 10559 and encodes 566 amino acids. NCBI's taxonomy places the organism in Eukaryota, Metazoa, Chordata, Mammalia, Dasyuromorphia, Dasyuridae. Gene Ontology annotation, molecular function: DNA-binding transcription factor activity; RNA polymerase II cis-regulatory region sequence-specific DNA binding. The record is from RefSeq and is a predicted model, not a curated record.